AUUGAUCAUAUCGGAGAGAUCUCCUUAUCAGAAUGUAGGCCUAUAUGUAGAAUUACCAGCAUGUAAGCUACAUUUUGUAUAGAGGUCGUAUUGACUGACAUCGAAGUGGCUCUAUUCAUGAUCAGCUUAUUUUACACUAGAGACUGAUGCACAGAAAACCCUGAACAUGAAGAAAGUAGCAAGAACUUCAAGGACGAAAAGUGGUUCCUUCAUUUCGGGAAUCGAAGAUGCAAUCAUUAGUCAGGACCUGGAGGAGAUCACACGCCUGUUAAAGGAAAAUGAAGGCGACACUUUCCUUAUCGCCUGCGCCUUCCAUCAAGCCGUCGGGCGAAAUUUUCCUGAUGUCGUUCGCCAUUUUGUUAAGCUUGGAAUUUCCAUAGACACUCCAGAUCCAGUGUUUCUAGAGACUCCACUAAUGCACGCUAUACGAAAUAACCGGGACGGUCUGGUGAAAUUCCUGAUAAGUGAAGGUGCAGACGUUAAUUACACUAUCAGAAAUAACGGUCAGACACCACUUCACGUAGCGGUCAGCAGUCCAAAAGAAACUGCAUUUUCUACUAAAAUUUUGAAAUAUUUGUUGACCGUCCAUUAUAUAAAGUUAAAUGUAUAUAACAAUGAAGGCAGGACACCUCUUAUGAUUGCCAUCAAGCAUGGCCGUGAUGAAGCCGUGGGAUGUUCUCACAAGUGCAGGCGCGGAUGUGCACUUGCGCAUGCAGCACUAUGGUUGUACAACAGCACAUCUGUGUUUCGACAUGUACAACCCUUGCCGUAACGCUGAGAGCGCUAAAUGUCUGCAGUCCUUAAUGAAUUGUGGUCUGAGUCCUGAUGUGGUACAUAAUGGUGAAACACCAAUAUUCCAUACCAUCAGAAAAAACAACAUCCCCGCUUUAAAAGUCCUUUUGGGUGCCAACUGUGAUCUAGAUGUGACGAGUACAACCUGGGGCGUGGAGAACAAUGGACAGGAAGCAAAGAAGGUCACGCCCAUUACCCUCGCCUACAAAUUCCACAAAAUGAGGUCUGUGGAACUAUUGGUGGAAGCAGGAUGCCGAUGUUACCAUUUAGGGUGGCUUACGGAGAGCAAUGAUGCCCAGAGUACGCUCAGAGACUGGUUCCAGAGUCGGAUUAGUAACCCAAGGUCUCUCAAGAAUCUGUGUAGAUUCAAAAUCCGGGGUGUUAUUGGACAUGUUCCACAUAAAAAGGUCGAACUUUUAGAACUGCCUCAAAAAUUGCAGGAUUAUGUAUUACUAAAGGACAUUUUAAGUUGAUAAAAAUUGUUCUUCUUCUGAAUAUGUCGAGCAUUCCUUUUCAUUUUCUGUGAUAGAAAAUAUACUGUGCCAUGGUCGACACGAGUUUGAGGUUAUUUCAUUGUUAUUGGAGAACCAUAGAAUUCCGUGCAGUAUUAUUCAAUAAAUGUCAAUAGUUUUA
Pecten maximus is the source of this 1425-nucleotide messenger RNA. RefSeq names its product serine/threonine-protein phosphatase 6 regulatory ankyrin repeat subunit B-like. The record is from RefSeq and is a predicted model, not a curated record. Gene Ontology annotation, molecular function: protein binding. The transcript has 3 exons. Bases 167 to 772 code for a protein of 201 amino acids. NCBI's taxonomy places the organism in Eukaryota, Metazoa, Mollusca, Bivalvia, Pectinida, Pectinidae.